AUGACAUCAAUAUGGCGUACCCCUCUCCAGGGCGACGCCUUCGCGCAGGCGCGGCGGGAGCUGCUGGCGCACCUGGAGGCGGCGGCCUGGGGGCCGUACCGCGCCUCGCCCGAGUUCAGCCGCUUCGUGCAGUUCAAGUGGCUCGAGGGCCAGGCCGUGAACGCCGACGCCUUCGUGGAGUUCCGCGUGCUGGGCAAGGGCGGCUUCGGCGAGGUGUGCGCCUGCCAGCGCCGCGCCACCGGCAAGAUGUACGCCAACAAACGCCUCAACAAGAAGCGCCUCAAGAAGCGCAAGGGAUGGUUCAUGGCCCCCGAGCUGCUCAAGAACGAGGAUUAUGAUUGGUCGGUCGAUUAUUUCACUCUGGGGGUGACCAUUUAUGAGAUGCUGGAGGCCAAGGGGCCCUUCCGCCGGCGGGGGGAGAAGGUGGAGAACAAGGAGGUGACGCGGCGCAUCCUGAACGACGCCGUGUCCUACUCGGACAAGUUCAGCCCCGCGGCGCGCGCGGCCUGCGAGGGGCUCCUGGCCAAGGACCCCCAGAGCCGCCUGGGCUUCCGCGGCAACGACUGCCUGGUGCCCCCCCCGUUCGUGCCGGACCCUCGCCGCGUCUACGCCAAGGACCUGGCGGACGUGGGGGCCUUCUCCACGGUGAAGGGGGUGGAGCUGGACGGGGGGGACGCGGCGCUGUGCGACGCCUUCGCCUCGGGGACCGUCCCCAUCCCCUGGCAGGAGGAGCUGAUCGAGACCGGAGUCUUCGAGGAGCUCAACGUUUGGGGGGCCCCGGGGACGCUGCCCCCCGAUCUGGACCCCAACGCGGCCGGGGGAGCCGGGGGGGGCAAAUCCUCCACGUGUAGGUUGUUGUGA
This is a messenger RNA of Sturnus vulgaris (Common starling), 861 nucleotides long. The record is from RefSeq and is a predicted model, not a curated record. NCBI's taxonomy places the organism in Eukaryota, Metazoa, Chordata, Aves, Passeriformes, Sturnidae.